Molecule: messenger RNA, 18143 nt
Organism: Lymnaea stagnalis (great pond snail)
Lineage: Eukaryota; Metazoa; Mollusca; Gastropoda; Lymnaeidae
Source: the annotation of a GenBank genome assembly
GUUGGAUCAUGUAAACACAGGUACAGGGUAUGUUGUUUUCUACUCUGAGCUGCCAUUUUAGCGGUGCUAGAUUUUGCUAUGUCUGGAAUACAACAUCCAACUAAUAACCACGCUCUUGCGUUACUGGCGCUCAAAUCAGCUCCUACCAGCCCGUCGAGAUCAACAUGGAGUUCAGAAACAAAUGGCGAGGCAAUUGCGCGGCUAGAAGGCAGAGAAUUCGAAUUCACAAUGAGGAAGCAACGCAUCACCAUCGGCCGAAAUAGUAGUAAAGGAGAUGUCGAUGUCAACAUGGGUCACUCGAGUUUCAUUUCCCGAGUGCAUCUUGAAAUUUUUUCAGAGCAUCCCAAUUUUUUUAUGAAAUGUAAUGGAAAGAAUGGAGUGUUUAUUGAUGGGAUAUUCCAAAGGAAAGGAGCUCCACCUCUCCAACUGCCCUGCUCGUAAGUUGAAUGUACUUGUUUGGGGCUUUGCUAACCUAUAUUUAAAAAAAAAACAUUGGUGCGAGUAAAUUCAAUUCGUACUCCUGUGCACUGUAACAGUUCUGUCAUGUAACUUAUUUCAGCAUUGGAAAGGAGGCAUAUCGUAUAGUUUAUUAUUUAUAAAUACGCUUCUUUCCUCUAAUGGUCAAAUGUGAUUUCUAUUUCGGAUUAAAAAUAGAUAAAUUCAGUGCAUCCCAACUUCAUUUUAACUUCUACUUCUAGUUUCAUGUUCAGUUCACAUCCUGCCAGUUCGUGUUUACAUCAGAAUAAUUUCUUAUCAAUGUAAAUAAAUAGCUUUAUUAAUUCAUUUUAAGGUUAUUUGAUGUUUUCUGGUGUGGGAAAGUUGUAGCAUAUUAGCCUGGUUAUGAUGGAAUUUUAACUGACAUAAAUAAUGGACAAUAAUUUUAUAUCAAGUACCAUGUGCUCCAAACAAGAUGGCGGAAAUGUAAACAAUUCAGUUUUUAAUAUAUUAUUUGUUGACAUGUCCCACAAUUCCACAAUUACUAUUAUUUUACUGGUUAGAAUUGAAUAAGGAAAGUAGUUUGGCAAAAACCCAAUUUAAUAAAUAAAUAAUUAGCUUAUAAUUUAUACCAGAUUUUUUUGAGUGGCCCAAAUUCAAUUAAUUUACUAUUUUUAAAGAAUUACAUUGAAUUUGACUUUGAUAUCUCAAUCUCUGAGUGAAAGAAUCUGAAUUCAUAUUGUAGGCUACUUUCAAUUCAACUUUGACUUUACUUACUUACAAAAAUUAUUCUCUCUAUACUCUGUUUAAAUUAAAUGAUGAAUUAUAAUUUAAUGAAUAGAAUUUGAUGAAUGAAUGAUUAAGACCACUUUUGGGCUUAUACUGCUCUAAUUUUUUUACAAUUAAUCUCUAAUUAUGACUAAUUGUCUAUUAGUAUAGUAAGUAAUAAGGCUCCUAUCUUCCCUAUAAAUAAAAUUAAUAUGAGUAGGGAAUUUUCUUUAAUUAAUUACUACGUUAAUAUAAGCGGCCUAUAUGUGGCAUUUGACUUUGACUCAUUUGUAAACUAGGGUCUAGGCCUAGGCUGAUUAUAUAUUAAAUGUUAAUAGUUCAUUAGACUUAAGACCCAAGUUAUUCUUUGGCAAUAAUAGUUACUUAAAUGUAACUGUAAGUCUUACUGUAAGCCUUAACGAAGUUGGAUUUGAUUUCAAGAUCAAGUCAAAGAAGUUAUAUUAAAGGGGGGCCAUUAUAUAAUGUAUGUAGUAAAGGGUAUGCUUAUUUACACUAACAGACCCCUAGUAUAGUAGUAGGCCUAACCAAUUAAUAAUAAUAGGCCUAUUUCAUUGAUUUGACUAAACACACUUAAGAAGUUUAAUGCUUUUGAAUUAGUUUUGUAAAUAAACUUUAGCUAAGUCACCUUUGUGAAAUUAGUAAGAUAGGUCGAGUAUUUUUGAAGUAGUUCCACCCUUAUUAAGGUGACAAUUUUUUCAAAUUUAGUACCAGAAGAGUUAAAAUUGUUUUGAUACUAUGGUUGCCCAAAAAAGUAAAAAUGUAUUUAUUAUAUUCACAGAAGAUUAUUCUGUCUCUGUUGCAUUCUUAAGAAAAAAUAUGAUGCCAACUUGGAUGAAUUAUAAUACUUUUUUAAGUUGUUUUAUUUAUCGAAGUGGUUAUACGCAGUCGACAAGUCACGUGAGGUCUAUAUACUUCCUGUGUUUACACUAUCGAUCGAUAAAGGUGCUUUGUUAUGAGGGUGACUGCGUGGUCGAAUGGUAUAAACUGAGCUAAUCUCAAGUUGGUGGUCUGGAGUUCAAUUCCAGCCAAAAGCCAGUCAAGAAUGUAUAAUUCGUGUUAGUUGUUUGUUGCUAUGUUUGUUCUCGAAUGAACCAAAAGCAAAAACUGCUAGGCUUAUUGUUUUACUUUUGUUUUGGCUAAAAAAUGUUUAAACAUGAUAAGAAUUAACUUGACCAAUGUAAUGUUAAUAAUGUUAUUCUUAUAGUUAUCAAUUAUCAUAAUAUAUGUUUGUGUUGUUCAUAUAUAUUUUGUGUUGUUAACUAAUUUUGUGGCAGUUAAAAACAUGUUUCUCUGGUACAGUAAUUAUAAUCAGGGGUGGAGAGUAGCAGUAAAAAAUAGCUGUGGGGGCAGGGGGUUCUGUAGAGGGGGCACUGUAAGUAAUACUUUCACACAGUUAUAGUUUUGCAUGGAUGCUGAAAACUGUUACAGUUAGGUCACAAAAAAAAAAAAUCAUAAAUGAUAUAAUUUUUUAAAAAUCAAUAGAAUGUAUUUCCUUAAUUAGUCAGUAAAACCAACCACAUACUGUGACAUAGUCAUAGCAACAUAUAAAAAACUAAUCAAUCAGACUACAGAACUAGACUUAAAUGAUGGAAAUGCCUUAAAAAAUCAUCAUCUUAGGCUUAGACUCUAAGAAAUUUAGACUUAGACUUAUAAUAUAUAAGAUACAAGCAAUAAUACUAAUAAUAGCACUAAUACUAUUACUAUCAUUUAAUAUAUAUUAAAAUUAAUUCAAUUAAAAUUUCAAGUUAAACACAUUAAAAGUUAUAGUUCAAAAUAAUCCAUAAUGCAGCUAAUUAUGCAUAAUUCUUUUUUUUUUUUUUUAAUUGCCAAACUCGCGGUAAUAAACCUUUACUUAUUUAAGCCUGGAUAUCAGAUGUCCUCAAUCUUUUGUUGACUUAAUCAUUUUUAUUUUAUAGUCUUUAAAUUUACUGGUUACAAUUCACAACUAGCCAGGAAAAAUGUCCAGAAACCUGUACGAUAAUGGUAACAUCAGUAAGAAUUUUUUUUUCUGGAUGGACGAACAAGAAUUGUUAUUCAUCAUUGUUGCAUGUCGGUCUGUAGAUUAGUAACUCGGUUAAUAUUGUAAAUAUUUGUAAAAUACAGGUAUAUCAAGGGUUUUAAACAAUUUUUUUGAAAUUAUGUCAAUAUUAAACCUGUUAUGCCAUGCUUUCUAAUUUAAAAAUUGCGAAGCCUUUUUUUUAAAAACUUACUUACUGUAAAUGCUAGAGAUGGGAAUCGAACUGAACCUAGUGACAAUCGAACUGCAUCACUGGGAAAAAACAAGAACUUAUCUUAAACCUGUUUGAACAGAAAAUUUUUUACGAAUGGGCCACAUCACUGAUUAUAAUAAUAAUGAAGCUUUGAAAAUCGUGCUUCAUCCCCAAAGGCUCGAAGCGUGGUUCAAUGACAUCCAUAUUAAAAGAGAAAUGAAAAAACCUAUAUGUUACCACAUUGAAAUGCAAAACGCAACAUUACAAAAACUGCAUAGGAGAAUACCCAUUCUAAGUCUUUCAUCCCUUGCAACAACAAACAACACAGGCCACUAUACAUCUAGGAAAUAAUAGCUAGCUGGAAAAGAUGGUAGACAACAUCUACCCAAAUCAGUUUUGAAAGUGUCUGGCUGUUUCUGAGAGCAACAGGAAGUGAGUUCCAAAUUGUUGGGCCAGCAAAUGCGAACGUGCGCCGUCCGUAAGUCUCAAGGCAAACAUGUGGUAUCAAGAGUUUGCCACUAUUGGAUGAGCGGAGUUGUCUAGUGGGUACAUAAGGCGUCUGAGCGCCUUGAGAUAGAAUAGUGCCAUGUCAUGCAAGCAGCGAUAGCACAUAAUUUUGUACUCUAUGCGACCGCGGACUGGCAGCCAAUGCAACUCUCUCAAAAGUGUUUAAGCAUGGUCAAGUUUGCGAAAAACAAUGCGAGCCGCAUUAUUCUGUACUUUUUAAAAUUUUAUCCAGGAGCGUGGCUGGAAGACCCACCUUGAGAGCAUUGCAGUCGUGCAUGCGUGAUAGCACGAAUGCAGACAUCAUCCUCUUUGUUGCAUUAAACGUUAAGAAAGGUCUGAUAUGACUAAUGCUGCGCAGCUCUAGAAAAAUCGCCUUGCAAAUCAUGUUAAUGUGAUUUUGCAUAAAUAGUGUUUUGUCUAAGUAGACACCCAGGUUUCGCACAUUUUGAGCAACUUCAAUCUGUAUACCUGAGAGAGAAAGGAGUGAUGUGUUAUUUACAGAUUUUAGCUUUUAAGCUGUAGCAAUGGGGAUCAGCUCGGUCUUUUCAUCAUUCAAUUUGAUCUUGUUUACGUUCAUCCAGUGCUUAACUGACUCCACUGUCUUCUGUGUCAUACUAAGAAGCUGAAGGGACUGAGAGGGGGUCACGGAUUGCUGAAGUUGUGAUACAUCCGCGAACAUGUGAUAGAGCAUAUCAAACUUCUUUAUCACUGCACCCAAGGGCUGAAUGUACAUAGUGAAAAACACCGGACCUAGGACCCAGCCCUGGGGUACUCCGAAUUCGAUAAUAGAUUGCUUCCAGGUCAAGCCGUUUGCGAUAACUGAUUGGACCCGAUUUGUCAGAUACGAGCGGAACCAUCGCAGAAUGGUAUCGGUUAAACCGAAUGUUUUUUGCAGACGUUGGAGAAGUAUGCCGUGGUAAAGCUGAAUGCUGCCGAUAGACAAAAGGGAUACCAUGCCCUCACCACAAGGUGACAGAAGGUCAUUUACGACGUGCAACAGGGCUGUCUCAGUAGAGUGAUGCGCCCUGUAUGCUGACUGGAAAAGCUAAAACAAGUCAAAGCAUAUUUUGGGGGAAGAUAUUUCAGGGGAAUAUGUGGGGUUGUUGUGUUAUGAGCAAAUCAUAGGAAAUUUUUAUGACGUUGAAUACUUAAUUAUUGUAGGUUGCUGAGAUCCUAGUUCUUUGAUUCAGGAUUUGAAAAUGGUAACAGAAUCUUUAAAUAUAAAUAAACAUCUGAACUUUAAUUAUUUAAUUUCUUUUUGAAAUAAAUUAAGUCAUGUCUUAAAAAUUUUGUUUUCAAUAAAACUUUUUAAUUUUAACACUUCUGACAUUGUUUACCAAAAAACAUAAACAGAACUAGAUGGCAUCAUCAUUCAGUCAUUUUUAGCACCAGCAUUAUCUCCUCCUAGAUAUUAUUUGUCACCAUUUUGCAUAUUAUUUUAUUGUGUGCAUAUGAGCGGCUUAUACAUUUUUUCGGUGGGAGGGGGGGGGUGCUGUAUUGAUACUUCACAAGGUAAUUAUAACACAAACUAUAAUCUUAAUUGACUUUUUUUUACCCCAUGCUUACAACUCAGUUUCUAAUAGCAGGAGAACUUAUGUUUGGGUUAAGAACUGUUGGGUAGUAGCACUGUUUUGACAGGUUCCUACAUGACUUUUUAGAAAGUGUAUGACUUAUUUUACAUCCACUCGCAUAAUUACUCAAAACUCAAGACAUCCUUAAAAAUGUGCUUGAUAAGGACUGAACGGGGUUUUAAUUAUUUAAUUGCGCCGUGGCUUUCUUACUAUUCUCUAGCUCAUAGAAGUUCCAAAGGCUUUGUUACUUUUAUGCUUAUUUUUGUUAUAUUGUUGCAUACAAAUAAACCUAUACAUGUCUUUUCUUGUACAAUUUAGAAUCAGAAUGGUAAUCUAUCAGUAAUUGAAUAAAAUUAGGAUAAAGUCCAUUUGAAACUUAUUUUAAUUUUAUAAACAAAACUUGUUCACAAUGCUUACAACAUACUAUAUGAUAGCAGUCUAUUUCAAAGCAAUUCUAAAUGUAUGUCUUUUUUUUUUCAUGCCUAUUUCAGCUGUACCUUACGCUUUCCAAGCACUAAUAUCAAGAUCAAGUUUCAGUCUUUGAUUGAUGAAGCUGUCCCGCCUCCACCCCCUGUCUCUGUAACAACACCUAAAAAGAAGCCGCCCCUACCUCCAUUGAAAAUCAACAUACCAGAACCUCAGGAAACUAUUGCCAGUAGUCCAUGUCCAUCUCCUACAGGCACAAUAAGGUGACGGUGAUAAACCAACUUUUGAUAUAUUCGAGUCUAAAAGUAAAACACUGAUUUUUUUUGGUUCAAAUAUUGUAAUAAAAAUAAGUUGAAAUAUUGUCUUACCAUGGCAGUUAUUAAUAUGUCACAAAAAUAAGAUAUGAAUUUGGAAAUUAGUAUCUGCUUAUGUCAUUUACUUAAAAGUAUUGAUUAUUGGUUGUCUUGUUAGGCUCAAGAAUUAAUUUAUCAGAGAGGAAUUAAUGUGAGGUUGAAUUGUUUUGUUCACUCUAUAAAUAGUAAUGGGUAUAAAAAGACUAGUGUUAAUAAUUUUUUUUCCUUCAGUGCUGCAAACUCAUGCCCCACUAGUCCACGUAGCGGCUCUAGCCACAAUCCCAGAUUCUCCCUCAUACCACAACUUGAGGCUGUUGCAGCAUUUGCUGCGGCACAUCCUCGCGAUGACAGAGAUAUUAACUCUGGGUCAGCUUCAGUUACACCAACCACUGGUGAAUCAUCUAGAGAUGAGUCCAAACCACCAUAUUCCUAUGCACAGCUUAUUGUGCAGGCAGUUACAUCCGCUCCAGACAAACAGCUCACUUUAAGUGGAAUAUAUGCCUAUAUCACAAAAAAUUACCCAUACUACAGAACUGCUGACAAAGGAUGGCAGGUUUGUGUUAAUUCUGCUCACAAAAGAAAAGAAAUUUUUGUGUUUAACUCUUUACAUACCUUGAAUUGUUCACGUUUUCUUGAGAUUUCUAGGUACCUUAAAAAAUGAUCAAAACACUUUUAGUACCCAUGUCUAAAGUCCAUGAUGUUAUAUAUAUAUAUUUGUGCGGAAAUGCACAAGGAUUCUAAAAAUGUUUGUUUCAAAGUAUAUAAUUUCAAUACUUGUAGUUGUAAAAGAAAAAAAAUAAUGCUUAAUUUUUUAAUGGAAUUUUGUAAUAAAUUUUUGUGGUGAUCAGAUGCAAAAUAUACCAGAAAUUAUUUAAUAAAAUCUGUUAAUUCAGAAAGAAAAUUCAUUUUUAUCUCAUAUGAAUCAUUAAAUUAUGGUUUAAAUAACUAACUGUAUUUUAUUUAUGUUUUAAAAUUUCUUCCACAGAAUUCAAUUCGACACAACCUUUCCUUGAAUCGUUAUUUCAUUAAAGUUCCCCGGUCUCAGGAAGAGCCAGGUAAAGGAUCCUUUUGGCGAAUUGAUCCAGUGUCAGAAGCUAAGCUUACAGCACAGGCCUUUCGGCGUAGACGACAACGCGGCGUGCCUUGUUUUAGAACUCCUUUUGGGGGUCUUUCAUCCAGGUAUUUAUUAAAAUAAAGUAAUCUUUAUAAACUUUAUAGUAUCUUUUAAAUACAAAGUUAAUAAAAUCCACAACCUGCUGCAACAUUUCCCCAUCCAUUCUCAUAAAAAGGAUAAUUUUUUAAACCCUGUAACUUUCAUAACUGCAGAUGAUAUGGAAUUAAACCCCUUUUUCCAUUGGUGUCAACUGCUAGUAAAAUCACCAUUAAAAAUGAAAACGAUUUCCUUUGCAUUGGUUAAGGGGGAAAUCACUCUAGAAAUCAAUAUGUUUAACUGUUUUUAUCAGUGUGUAAACGUACAUGCUUUUAUCAGGGCUUGUUUUGUGAUUAGUGGGGAUUGAAAUUUGCUCCAUGUUUUUGACUGCCAUUAUGCCUGCUGGAGUUAAAAAUUAAUUAAAAUAAAAACAAUAAUUUCAGAGCUAUUCCACCUGCCACUGAUGACAGUAUUAGCUCUAAGGGUGAUGCUGACAUAAGAGACAGAUAUUAACCAUUUUAGCCCUAAGCUCAAUCGUAUUGUUACAGAAAAAUUCAUUUAGGAAAGGGUGGGUUUGGAACAUAAAAGACUCAUUUUGAAGCCCUACCUUUAAGGGUUUCAAAGACAUUUGCUGGUCCAACAUUUUUACGCCCUUCCUGUCGAUCUCAGAAACAACCAGACACUGGAGUCCUUUAAAACCAAUUUAAAGGCACACCUAUUUCGCAAACACCUUCUGGGAUGAUUGUCAACCUUAUUUUCCAGUUAAUGCAUAAUGGCUGUGUUGCUUGGGGUUGAAAUGGCUAAGAAAGACUUUGCAAUUGUAUGCUAGUAAUUAGUUUUUGUAGUGUUGCGUUUGUUUUAAAUGUGGUAAAUUAUAGAUUUGUAUUUUGUUGCGUUUGUACCGCGCUUCGAGCCUUUGGGGAUGAAGCCUGUUUUUGAAAUGAACUUUAUUAUUAUUAUUAUUAUUUAUGUUUGUAUAUGAUCUGUAUUAUUAAUUGAUUUAAAAAAUUGAUUGCAUAACUUAAAUUGAAAAGGAAAUUUAAAAAAAUUCAUUUUGUGUUUCCCCUUGCAUUUUGUAUGACAGAAAGUAGUGAAUUAAAAAAAAAUUAGCCAAUUUACAUUUUUCAAAGUCAUUAUCUAUAACUUGACCUUGACAUUUUCUGGAAGGAUAUUUCUUUUAGUUUCUAAAAAAGCAACUGAUGUAUUGAUAGAACAAAAUAGUGAGAUUGGGGUGGGUUGAAAGCAGAAGUUGAGUAGUAACAUACUCAUUCUGUAAAGGUCAAGAUCAAUAUGAACUAAACAUUAUAUAAAAACAAUGUACUUUCAGAAAAUGUAUACUUGUUUGGGUCUCUGAAUUCAUUUAGUAUGGACUUUUGUCAUUUUUGACAAGCUUAUGAAAAUGCUAAAAAUGGCUUGACCUACUGAAAAAUGCACUUCUAGCUUAAAAAAUGCUUCUAUACCUUCGACAGUUAAUCUAACAUUACGUUUCAAACACUAUGUGAAUUGAAAUUAAACCAUUUUUUAAAUGAACGAUUUUUUUGACUACUGUAAAAGUAUUAUAAGAAAAAUUAUUUUCCACUGCAAGGUCUGCACCAGCAAGUCCGAGUCAUAUGGCUGGUUCCUUUACCCCUGAUUGUCUGUCCAGAGAAGGGAGCCCAAUACCAGAAGCUGGAAUGGAGACUGAAGUUUCACAUACAUCAUCUCAAUCCAGUAGCCUGCAGGGGCAGCAACAUCAUCAGCAUACACAUCCAACCAUCUCAGAUUUGCGCUUUUCUCAAUCAGCGCCAGGAUCACCUUCAGGUAUAUGCAAACUUAAAGCACGCUGAUGAGUCUGUACGAUUGAGUUUCAAAUUCAUUCAUAUGUUGUAAUCUGUUUAAAACUUAUCUUAAGUUCUAUCCCAAGAACAACAUAAUCUAAGUUAUCUGUCAUCUGGUCGUACAAUAUUUCAAACAAAUAGCACAGCUUGCUGGAGGAAUACGAUACAACCUUCUCAUGCAAUGCUCAGACAGCAAGUGCCAAACCAAUACCUGAAACAGUCGAGACACUACGUCACAGACACAUAAAUCAUGACAGGAAUAAUGGGCAAGCCUAAUGGCUCCAAAAUCAACAAAACUAACACUCAAGACACACAGCGCACAGUAAAACACAACAUUCCACAUGUAACAAUUAUAAGCCAAAAUCCAUUUUCGCCUGUUUCUUGUAGGUUCACGUGUCAUGUCACCAAUUACUGUGACAUCAAGCACAGCUGCAAUUCAUCAGUUGCCAUCAGUGAUAGCCAAACCUAAAAUUAUUAUGACCACUCCUGGUCAGGUGUUGGUGAAUGGCCCGUCCGUUACUGCCUUGACAAAUGGUACACAUCUGGAGAUCAAAAGGGAAAAUGGGGAAGGUAUAAUGUCAGCAGUAAUUAUAAUUGCAUUCUGUCUCUUUUUUUCUUAUCAGUCUUAAAUUGAGUAAGAUAUUUAUUUGAAAAUGGACUAUUUUUUUCUUUAAGUUUAUUGUUUCAAUGGGUUCUGAUUAUAAAUAUUUAAAAAUCUUAGAAAAUUUACUGUGGAUUUACAAUCUUCUAACCCAUUAUAAUUAUUAAUAAUUUAUUUUUUAUAUCAUAACUUAUGUAUCAAAAACAGCAGUGAGCUUGGGCUUGACAGGAGCAUCACAGAAAAUCGCUUCCCUGGUAGCUACAGCCAAUCAGGCACAGUUUCAGACACGGGUGAACCCUGUGGCGCUUGUUCGAAAUUUGCAGACCACCCAGCAGGUGAUGGUUACCAAGGGACCUGCCGGAGACUCAGAACAGGUGACUCUAAUCCCUCAACAGGUACCCGGUCAACAGGUGCAAAUUCUUCAGCCUCAGAUGUUUUCCCAGCAAGUCAUCCUGCAGAAACCCAUGGGUGAUCAACAGCAGCAAAAUCAAGCUGCUGGCAACGCCUGGUAUUCUCAGGAUGUCCAAUCUGCUGUUCACGUCUUGGUUAGUUUAUUAGUAGUCUGGAAGAAUAGUUAAUGAAUGGCCUUGGUUGCUUACUCAUUCAUUAUUUAAGUACUUGACAUAUGUUACCUAGAUUAUUUAACCUCUUAUUGACACUAUGAUACCACAUGUGAUGGGGUUGAAUAAAAUUCUAAAUACUGUAACCCUUUACAGUCCAAGCCUCUUCUGCCUUUUCUACCCCCUGUGAUGGAGCAAUGGGGCAUUACUUGGUGCCUGAGUCUUUUUUUGACACUUUAUUGUAGAGCAGUGCAUAUAAAUUCGUUGCUCUGCCAAAUGUUGAUAAAAAUUUUCCAGGAUAAAAAAAACAAAAAACAAUCUUAUGCAAGUGCAUCAUCUAGCAAAUUAUGUUUAAGGCCUGUUUGCUCUGUAAAUGGAAAAAAGUUGAUUAGGGAAAAGUUUCUUGACCGUUCUUAAUCUUGCUGAUCAGUGGUAGUACAAUUGGUGGGUCUAUUUACAUCAAUUAUCUUCUUUACUUGAAUCAUCAUCACUAGCAUCAUUUCAAUUAAACAAUUCAUUACUGCAGGGUUUUGGCAUCGAUUUCAAUAAAAAAAACUUGCCAACAAACAUUUUUUGAAAAAAUGAAAUUUUGGGUAUAUUUCAUUCUCUGUCCGAUUCGCUUUUUAACUUCUCUAUAGCUUAACGAAUAAGGAAAUAUAUAGCAUUGAAAUGUGACGUCCUUGGUAUUUCAGAAAAGUUCUUAAAUUUUUGUUAUGAUGACGAUGUGCAGCCUUGGUAAUUGAAAGUGGGUGACCGUGACGUCGCGUCAACGUCAUCAGUAAUGAAGUGGUUAAUGUCAAUAUCUGAUUCUCCACUAUCGCUGCUAGAAUAAUUUAAUAGUGAAGCUCCAUUAGGCCUUGGUUCUUUCACUAUUUUAUCCAUUGCCCGGAAAGCCAAUUUUUUCGUCGAAAAAAAAAAAGCACAGCGUUUUACAGCGUUUUUUAAACAAACAUGUAUAACAUAGACCACUCAAUGCGCCUUGUUCAAACUAGUAUCCCAAUAAAUGCCCAAAAGAAAACCUGUUUUUGGUAGAACUAUAAAUAAUAAUGCACUUUGGAUUUGGCCUGUGCUAAGCAAAACAGUAACAACCUCAAAACGACCCGGUUUGGCCACAACACACUUGGCAUAAGGAAAAAAAAUGGGAUUUUCUGUGGCAUCAGACUGUGAAUGGUUAAAUACCGGUACUUUAGGGCUUUAUGUCAUGAAAGUUGUGCAUGAAUAUUAAGAAUAUGAACGUGGAGUAAAAUAUGGGAUUGUUUAAUCAAAUUUGUUUACAGUCUUUAAUCUUCAAAAAUUGAAAAGUGAAUUCUAAUUAGUAAGAUUUUGUAAUUAGUGAGCUUUUUGUUAUUUUUCUUUGUGUAACAUCAUUUCUCAAGUAGCAGUGUUGACAUUUAUGUUAUUUUUUUAUUUAGAUUUUGUGAAAGUUUUGAACAUUUUUUUACUGCCUUUAAAUAGGCACAAAAAUGCAGCUCUUUGGUGAUAGGAUUGUACUCAUAAAUUUUUAACUUUUAUUUUUUAGAUGCCUCACCAGGUACAAGUUAAAAGAGCACAAGAUGAAGGUCAAGAUUUGGAUCUUGCUGGGGGAAAGCGACUGAAGAUUGAUGAAGAUGGAGAAAUGACUGUGAAAUCUGAACUGGAAUGAAUGGGGAAUUUCUCAUUUAAUGGUUUUAUCAGUUUUCUUCCUGGGCAAUGUGACACACAUGACUGGUCCUAGGUGUAUUUAAAUGUAGAUAUUUCUGCAUACAAUGGUCCUGCUGCAUGAACCAAGGAUUGCUUCUAUUGGAUUCCGUCUGAAAAUGUCACAUAUAUCAUCAGACUAAUAAUACAGAGUCUCUAUGUUUGUUUCCCUCUUAACUUUCCUACUAGGUCAGCGGUUGUUAGCAUGCCAUUAGUUCCUGAACCACUUUUUUUUUUUUUUUUAUGUACGCAAGAUAAUCUCAUGUCAGUUAAAAAUUCAUACAUUUUGGUUUUGGAUUGAUGAUAGAUUUUUUAAAUCUGAAAAUGCCUUAAAAGUGAAAGUUAUCUGACUGCUGUUAUGAUGGGACUUCAUAAAAGUUCUCUUUAAAUCACCGGUGAUCUUUAUAAUGAGAAACCCUAUCAAAUAAAGAGUUUUUGUAUCUCUAGUUUUCCUGCCAUCAGUUAGUUACAUUUGUUUAUAUUGCAUAACCCAUUUUACUUUUAUUAACUUUUCAACAAAGUGGGAGAUAAAUGGUAACAUUUUUUUAAAGAAAUGAAGACUUAGUUGGAUUAGUUAAAUCAUUAGCCACUUAGCAUCAUUCAGUAUUAAAAGCAUGGUAAACAUCUUUUAAAAUCUCCACUGGAUUUAUCAUCCACUUUAACGAAAAUUGUAAUUUAGAAUUCUAAUUCUUGGUGAAAACUUAAUGGGUCCCUCCAAUGGAACUUUCUUCUUUCACUUUUUAAAUAAGUACAUAUACAGUAAUACUAUUAAAGUAAUUAAAUUGUACAUAUCUCAUAUACAAGCAUAGAGGCAGACAAACCAACAUGUGUGGUGGGAAAGAGUCCUCAAAUGUUUUAAUUGAAUUUUGAAAAACUUUAGUGCAGAAAAAUCAAAUAAUUCCAUUUAUUCUAAUCAUUAAAGUGUUGUUUUUUUUUGCGUGUGUUAUCAAAAAGGAGCUCAAAGGUGAAGUUCCAUUGAACAAACACAUAUCCUAGAGAAGAUGGUAAUUUUUACUGAUUUUCCCAGUUAUGAAAAUUAUCAUCAUGAAAGCGAAGCGCUAGAUAGGGUAGCUUAUGUAAGAAAUUGAGGAAGUUUGUUCAAUUUUUAAACAAAAUUGUAAUGGCACCCUAACAACCCUAAUCUGUUUAUGGGGGAAUAAAAUAAAAGUUUAUAAAGGGACCCUUUGACUUUGGUUAAGCUUGAUUAUUUUUUCAAACACUUCAUUCAAUUCUGAAAUGGGGUCAGCAUCGUCAAGGAUACCUUUAUGAAAAAUUAAGAAUUGUGGGAAAUCUUAUAUCAUGACGUCUUAGAGAAGAAAGGACACAGGAAAUCACACAUUCAACAGAGCAAAAGUAACAUUUGAAUUUAAUUUUAAAAACCUGUGUAACUAAGAGGUAAAUUUAGUAGCAGCCUCCAGCAGUAUUCCGUCAUUCUUUUAUACCUUACUUUUCUAAUGGUGAUCUGUCUCAGAGUAGGUAGCAGGGUGGAUUUCAAUGAUGUGGACAGUUUUUGUUAAUAGGCAGCUGUAGCAAUAUUAAUGAUUUUAUAAAUGGUAUUUAAAAUAUAUGUAGAUUUUAAAAAAAAUAUGUUGCUAACAUUUUCUAUGAGCUGCUUAGUGGACUUUAAGGAACUUGAGUUUUUGUGAAUUAUCUCUCUCCCAAGUAAUUAAAUUUGUGAAAUCACUUUUUUAUUUAGCUCUCUCUACCUAUAUUUUCACUAGGCAGAAACCCCAUAAGCACACACAAAUAGUAUAUGUUUACUUUGCCAUUUGAUGUGGCAGACAGGAUUUAAAUACUGUUGUUCAAAAAUCAAUAUCAGCUGAUGCAACAGCAUAAAUGAUUUUGAAUUUGUAGUGGUUAUUUUGGUUUAAAAAAAUGUCAAGAUAGGUGUUAUAUUGAGGUUUUUUAUUUAUCUCUUCCUAUUCAAGAAGUUAAAACUUAAAGAGCAGUUAUUUUUCUUUUCCAUCUUUGUUGCUGUUAAAUCAAAUGAUUUCAUUAUUUUGAAUUAGAAACAAGUGCUCAAGUUUUCUGUUAAUUGUUCAAUUUAUGUUCAGCUUUUAAUGUCAUAAUUUGGCCAGCACAAACUGCCUUUAGAUUAUUUCUUUUUAAUUGGUUUGUUAAACAAAAAAAAAUAAAAGUGUUAAUGGUGGCAAUGCUUUUGUGAGAUUUGACUUAUGUUUUUGGUGUAAUCUAAUAAGACUUAACUGGUAGCUUAUAUUGAGUGUUCCCAAAGUUAUCUUAACCGACAGCAUAGAUUGAGUGUUCCCAAAGUUAUCUUAACCGACAGCAUAGAUUGUGUGUUCCCAAAGUUGUAAGAAAUUUCAAUUGUUGAAAGUGUAAUGGCAGCUGUGGAAUUGUUUAGUUUUGUUUAAAUGUAUGUAAGACCUGAUUUAAUGUUAAAUGCAUAAUUAGUUCACUUUGGCUUAAAAAACAAAACAAUUCACAUUUGGUAAGUUUUACUUACCUUUUUAACUCAUAACUGUCACAAUUUAAAAUAUCAGACUUGACCAUAUAUAAUGUUAAAUCCUGUUGUGGUGACCACUUGAGUGACUUUCUUGUACUUGGAGUUAGUAGGCCUAAAUGAUAAUUAAGUGGGAAUACGUGUGAAAGGUUAAAUGAUGACACAAAGUUUGACCUGGGCACACAUUAGAUGUUAUGUAGCAUAGAGUUAAAUUUUAUAAACAGGUAGCACGAAUUACGGGAAAAACUGUCCAGCCAUUUCUUUAUUAUAAUGUGAUAUUCUUUUUCAAUUGUUAUUUUAUUGUAGUUUAAUUAAAAGUUAACUGAAAGAAACAUUUUUUUUUUAAAUUUUCAUCCUCAUACUUGUCAACACCAUUGAAGCAUGUUGAGCAGCCAUUCUGUAACUUAACAUGAACCGAUUUUUGUAACCGUUGUAAGGUAGCUAAUGCUAAAAGAAAUGGCACGGACACAUCAAAUUAGUAUAACCUGUUCACUUGUCUGUUAAUGUAACAGGAUGCCCCUUGACUGUAUGCAAGUUUGAUUUACAUUGAAAGGCUAUUUCUUGAACAAUAACAAAACAGAAAUGGAAAAAUUCAAAUAUUUAAGAAAAAUCCCAAAUGAAAUAUUUCUAAAUAAAUAUUUAUUCUCCACUCCUGCCAUCUUUAUAUGGUCAUGUUUUCAAAGAACACAAAUGUAUUGAUAUCAAAUUCACCAUUGUUUGAAUGUCUUAGAAAUUGUUUUGAUUUUUUGGAGGCUGUGUAAGUCAAUAUUCUAUGUACUGGUACUUUUCACAAGAUUUCGACUCAUCAGUACAUCUUGAUUUAUUAUGUUAAAACCAACAUUAUCUUAUCAUAAAUUGCCAAGGAGAACAUGAAUCGGUUUAACUAGUUAAGCGGCUGCAUUAAACCCAAGCGGUGCAACAUUUUUCACAGUUGUGUUAAUGCUACCAGAGUAAGGCUAUUGUUUUAAGAACCAGUUUUCUGUUUGUAAGUUUUCUUCUCGUGCGCUGGUCCCAAGACCAUCAUCCUGCAUGAGAGAUAUAGACACAACUUCUCCUAUUUCUGCUGAGUCUGCCAUUGCUGUGCAUGAAAUAAAUUUAGACAGCUGUUGGAUUCUAAACAUACCCUGUGUGUUUCCAUCAUUUCAUGCCAGUGGUUCAGUGUGAUAUUUUAGUGAUGGCAUGUUGAAUGGUUGGUUCAAUGUUAACUUGUGGGACUUGAAGGUGCUGAAUGGAAUUUUUUUUAAGUUGAGCGCCAUUUAUUUAAAGAUUUGUUCAUAUUUUUUUUGUGUGGUAUUUUCAUUAUCUUUAUCAUCCAGUCUUAUUUCCUUUAAAUGGGAGUAUUUUAUUUGUAAGUUUGUACAAAUUUGUUGCAUUUUUUUCUAAUGUGUACAAUUUUAAGAUGCAUUUUUUAAAACCUUUGAUCUUUGUUUGAACACUAAUUGCUUCUAUUUCAGAUGUUUGAAAUGUGAUGUGACAGACAUUGUAGUAUUGUAAUCAGUGGAUAAUAUUCUGGAUUGUACAUUUGUGUAUUUCUCUCUUUAAGUUGUUGUUACACUUGUUGUGCGUAUUUCAUUGUUAGGUAGUUUAAUUAAAGUUAUUUAACACCUUAUUGACUAGUUUGAGCGUGUGAAUCAGUUAGUUCACCAUUGGGCAGUGAACUGCAUACUUUUUCCCAUCCUUCAGACAACUGCACUGUCAAAAAGGAAGCAUUUAACUCCAAUCUAUUUCAAAUUGCAGUGUAGCAGUUCUUUCAAAGAUCUUUCUUUUUUUUUAAAAUAUUUUUAAACUUUGAUAUUGAAUUGAUAAGAAUAGUUUGAGCCCUUGCAGUAAGUUUGUUGGUACAAAAACAUGCUUUCAGGCUGGAUUUCUGCAUUUUUAAGAGGAUCCCAAGCAAAAAAUGUACCAUAUGACUGGACCAGACAUUCUCAAUUCAAUGACUGAAUCAAAAGAAAAAUUUUAAAAAUAUUUACUUCAACUUUUAUCUUGAAAUAGAAAUUUGAAUUUAUAUGAAUCAUUAAAUGACAGAAGAUGCUCAAAUGGAAGGAUUCUUGAUCACAUUGGUAUGUAGAUGAUGACUUGUAAAAUGAUGUUUAGCUUUGGAAACCCUUUAAAUGCAGACCCUUGAAAUAAUGUGUCAUGCCUUGCAUGUGAAAAUAUUACUUUUUCAGGUCACUAGUAAUUUAAAUUAUCCUUAUCUUUUUUUGCCGUUUUAUGGGUUUUUUUUCUGUCUUAUUUUGUGUAUUUAAAGAAGUAUAUGUACAUUAUCUGAUUAUAUUAAAAGUUAUUAUAUAACUUGAGCACUUUGAAAUCUUAUAACUUGUUUUCCUUUCAACUUGGAAGUUUCCAGGCACAUCCUUUUAUUUUACUCCCAAUGGCUGACAUAAAUUCAGGUGAACAAAUUAUUUAGUUGUAUUCAGGAUGGUUUAAAUCUCAUGUUUUAUAAUUGAGGAGAAAAUUACAAAUGAGGAUGCUCUUGAAAAUUAAGGUUUUCAUGUUUUGAUUUAAACUCUUUAUACAAAAAACUGACACAUGAGCAAAGGUACUUUGAUGAUGCAUGUGAUUACUAGUAUACCAAUGUUGCGCAUUCACUAGCGACAUUUAUGCCAUGCUUAUUCCUGUUGAUUGGUGUCAACAUCAUUUCCCUUUAAAAAAACUACCAGGAAAAUGGGUGAAUUUGAAGAAAAAAAUGUGAUUUAAAUGAUUUUGGGGGAAAUGGAUAAUAUUAGUCUUGGGUGGCAAAGCUCCGAGUCACUGAAAGGAAAUUUGAAAUUAUUCGAUAAUCCUGUCCAUUUAAUUUUUCAAGAUGUUUUCUUUUUUUUUUUAAACCACUGGGUGUGAUUAGCUUUAGCAAUCUAACUUUCACUAAUUUUUUAUAAAUUUUACCUAGGGCAUGGAUAUAUAAAAAAAAAACUGGGCUCCUGGCAUAAAUUGAAUGUUGUUAAGAAAUGUGUUAAUCAUGAAAUGUCAUGCCAGCCUUGGUGUGGUUGUUUUAUUAUUUACUGUAUAUAUUUCAAUAACAUUAAACUAACAGUUUAUAAAGGAAAUCAGUUUCCGAAUGCAUUACAAACUUAUCUUUAAGUGGUGCAAUUAUAUUAAAGCUAAUGGCGGGGGAAAUAUUUCACCAUUUUCCUUUAUUUUAAACCAAAAAAAAGUAUGCCAAUUUUCUAACAGUUUAUGGCAAUGAAUAAUUUUAAAAAACAAAUUCACUGCAACCAUGAUUAGUCUGAUGUGUAAACUUUGUACCGAGAACAUUAUUUUACCAUAAUUAAUUGUCAUUCUACUUCACUUUCUAGAUUACAUAAAGCUAUGUUUAAAAAUGUACAUAGCAGCACAUUUUGAGUAUGUGACAUAGUUCAGUGUGAUGGUCUGGUAAAGUUUUCAUUGGUUUCCUCAACUCUUCUUCUUGUACAUUUUUUUUUUUACUAAAUAGGCCUAUUCAUUAAUAAAAUUCAUGACCCAUUGCUAGAGUCCAAGUUGUAACGAUACUGAAAGGAGUUGCUGUCACAAGGUGUUCAUGUCUAUGGUUCAUUAUAAAGAGAUGAGCUGUUUUCACGCGGUUUACGCAGUGAUGUUUUUUGUACAUAAU